This is a messenger RNA of Saxophila tyrrhenica, 834 nucleotides long. RefSeq lists its product as uncharacterized. The record is from RefSeq and is a predicted model, not a curated record. The transcript is spliced from 4 exons. Lineage: Eukaryota; Fungi; Ascomycota; Dothideomycetes; Mycosphaerellales; Extremaceae. Bases 1 to 834 code for a protein of 277 amino acids. Gene Ontology annotation, molecular function: protein binding.
AUGUUCACGUCCAGCAAGCCCAACAAGUCAUAUCGUGACAGCUUCUCACACCGAGCCAGCAAAGCCACGAGCAAGAAGAAGGGCAGCUCGUUCAAGGACAAAGACCUGUCUCAACACUCCAGACGCAUUUCGGUCCAGCAACCACCACAUUCCUCGCCACGCAGUCAAGGCACAUCAUCAUCUCCUACAUCCCCCCACCUCAACUCGGCCAUCAUAACCAUCUCUAUCGGCCCAGCUCAACGCCUCUUCGCCGCCCACGAAGACGUCCUCUCCAAAUCCUCGCACUUCUCCCACCACCUCCGCGCACAAUUCUUCGAAAGCGCCGGCAAACGCAUCGACCUCCCCGCCGAAGAACCCGAAGUCUUCUCCGCCGUGCUCGAGUACCUCUACAAAGGCGACUACACGCCCAAACUCGCCUUCGACAAGAAGCGCGGCAGCUGGUACCUCGAAGACCACGACCCUUCAGCCGGCGAGAGCACAGUCGCUGUAGGAGGCGAUGGAAGCGUGGUGUUGAAGGAUACAGUGAUCUACUGCGCAGCGUUCCGUUACGGGCUGCCGGAGCUACAGCGGUUGGCGUUGAAAAAGCAGGGUUUGCAGAGUGGAGUGCAGUGCAGUACGAUUCUGUCGAGUGCCAGGUUCGCUUAUGCGAAUACGCCGGCGAGCGAUUCGAAGUUGCGGGCGCAUUACUUGGCGUUGGUGAUUCGGAGUCGGAAUACUUUCAAGAGGAGUGGGACGAUGCAGAUGGAGAUGCAGAGGGGUGGGAGUCCGCUGUUCUUCGACCUGUUCGUUGCUAUGGUCAACCAUCUCGACGACAUCACCAAAUCCUCACGCUAG